This is a messenger RNA of Beta vulgaris subsp. vulgaris (sugar beet), 893 nucleotides long. RefSeq lists its product as hypothetical. NCBI's taxonomy places the organism in Eukaryota, Viridiplantae, Streptophyta, Magnoliopsida, Caryophyllales, Amaranthaceae. Gene Ontology annotation, cellular component: chloroplast. The transcript is spliced from 3 exons. The record is from RefSeq and is a predicted model, not a curated record. The coding region runs from base 178 to 771 and encodes 197 amino acids.
UGGGAAUUCUUUUUCUAUGAACUUUGUCACCAGGUGACCAUAAAUGAAGUAUUGGUUGGUACAAAUCAAAGGCCAAUUUUAUGCGAAAACUUCAGUCCAAACGAAUAAUAAUACAUAAAAUGACACAAAUGAUUCUGUAGAUAGCUCUGCAAUAUGGGAACACCUUGAGAAAUAUCCAUGGCUUUGAACUUCACAACUAGCAGUGCUAAUAAGGCUUUGUUUGGUUGUGUUCCUAAAUUCUUUCCAUCAUCAAAUAAAGACCUUUUUAAGCUCAACCCAUCAUUACUGUCAUCAUCAUCAUCAUCGUCGUCAUCAGGAGCACAUCUAAGAUCGUCAGCUGCUCAAUCAGAAGGAAGUCAAGGAAGAAUUACAACAGAGGAGGAGAGACAAGAUUCUUUUGAUGAUGCUGGGCAAUUCACUUCUACAAGGGCACAGCUGGGUCUACUGGAACAACUCACUUCAUCUGCUGCUGCUGGUUAUGAGAGUGACUCUGGAAAAUUAACCAUAAGAGAGCAGCUCGCGCAAUUGGUAGGAGGCGACAGAGAUGACGACUUCAUGAUUCCGUUGGGUAAGAAGAAUCUGAAGAAAGUGAGUCCUAAGUUCUUGAGCAUAUCACAGAAACGCAACAUAAGAAGACAAAGCUACCUCAAUGAAGUGUCAAAAAGGAAUGAUUCAGUUUUCUUUGCCACCAUAGGGGGGUUUGUUCUCCUGCCCCCUCUACUUAUUCUAGGCAUUGCUAUCUUAACUGGCUAUGUACAACUCUUUCCUUGACACUACAAGAUACAGAAAGUAUACUACUUUUAUCUUCAAAGAUCAAAACACAAGGAUGAUCAAAGUUAAGCUCAAAGCUAGCUCCUUGUAUAUAUGUUAAUAUCAAUUAAAGUUGCUUGAUU